UGCAUCGUAUUCGUCAGUCUCGGUCGUCUCGCUAUCGCGUUUUUCCGCUAGCCGUCCUGACGUGUCGUGUACUUCCGUCAGUAGAUCAUUUGCGUCCGGCCCGUUGUCACAGUUUAUUCGCACGCCGCACCGCAUUUGCGUUUUGUGCGCGCGCGCCCCCGUCUGCUCUAAAGUUUUAAAUCUGAUGGAUAUACAUAUAUUUUACUGCAAGCUGUUGUCCAACUGUGUGUGCGCGCCUGCUGGUGGUUUGUUCGUUUUGCGCGCGCGCGUACUGCGUUAAAAUCGUAUACUAUCUAUAAUAUUAUAGUUAUUAUUAUUACUAUUAUUAUUUUAUAUCGCUCGAGGAGUGUAUGCGCUAGUGCGUUUAUCCAGUGCGCGCCGACAAAAUUCACUUUUUUCGUUUCCCUCCCUUCCCCCGUUUUGAUUUGCCGCAUUGUAGCGGGUUCAAUCGCGCCUCUGUAGUGAAAAUACGAUGCAGUCGGUCGAUUGGUGUGGCCCACAGUAGUGGUAAAUCCCUCGGAAAAUCUCUAUCCACCCAACAAUCUUCUAGGAUACGGUAAGAGUCUGCCAAAUUAAUACAGUUGUGGUUCUGCUGCCCAUCCAUCGAACGUCCACUGCACUUGGCCACGUAUCGAUCGCGCGUCAGCCGAACAACGACGGUAAUGCCGCCGCCGAACUCCUAUAUUCGUCCGGGUGUGACCGCUGUAACUGUUACGGUUGUGCGUGGAGUGAGAACAACAGUCACGGUCGCGGCGGCAGAUUAAGCUUGCUGAGCGAUGCCGGCCAGUGGCCGUGGACCGGACCCGACGGCUGCCGCGGUAGCAGCAGCAACAGCCGUCGCGGUCAAGAAGACUUCGCUGGAGAGCGGUGACGAUUCGGAAGAGGAAAGCGAAAUCCUGGAGGAGAGCCCCUGUGGACGGUGGCUGAAAAGACGUGAAGUGGUGGAGCAACGAGAUGUUCCUGGAAUCGAUUGCGCGUACUUGGCCAUGGACACUGAAGAGGGGGUGGAGGUGGUGUGGAACGAGGUGCAGUUCUCGGAGCGCAAAAACUACAAGGCCCAAGAAGACAAGAUCCGGCAAGUGUUUGAAAGCCUCACUCAACUCCAGCAUCCCAACAUCGUGAACUUCCAUCGGUAUUGGACGGACACGCACAACGACAAACCACGCGUCAUAUUCAUUACAGAAUACAUGUCUUCUGGCUCGUUGAAACAGUUCCUAAAACGUACCAAACGCAACGUGAAGAAGAUUUCACUGACAGCGUGGAAACGAUGGUGCACGCAAAUCCUAUCGGCCCUAAGUUACUUGCAUUCAUGUUCACCGCCCAUCAUCCAUGGGAAUCUGACCUGUGACACGAUAUUUAUCCAACACAAUGGACUCGUGAAAAUAGGAUCAGUUGCUCCGGACACCAUUCACGUGCACAUCAAGACUUGCCGGGAAAACAUGAAAAACAUGCAUUUUAUUGCGCCAGAAUGCGGAAAUUUUGUGACACCCGCCAUUGACAUUUACGCGUUUGGCAUGUGCGCAUUGGAAAUGGCCACACUAGAGAUACAGGGUAAUGGCGACAGUGGCACGCUCGUCACGCAGGACCACAUUAAUCACACGAUUGAGUCGCUAGACGAUCCACUACAAAAGGACCUGAUCUACCAGUGUCUGACGGCCGAUUUUGAGAAACGUCCGUCGGCACGAACGUUACUCUUCCACCCCAUACUGUUUGAGGUGCACGCGUUGAAAUUACUCGCGGCACACGCUUUGGUCAAGACUGAACAUUUUGCCGACAGACUGUCUGAUGAGUUAUACUCUCAAGAAAAAGUAAUUGCUGAAAUUGUGCAUGUCGACGACGAUACUCGAUCGGUCCAAUUCAAAAUGUCCGAUGUCCCAGAGAGCAACAAGCUCGAAAAAUUCGUUGAAGACGUCAGGUUUGGCAUUUACCCAUUGACUGCUUACGCCCUGGAAGCCGGACCUGUGCGACUUACUACGUACCAGCCUCAGAGUCCGACCGGUUCCAUGGAUCAAUCCAUUCCAUCGGAUAGGAGCAGUUGUGGGCCGAUCGACGUCGAAGUCAGACGUAUCGUUAACACGAUGUGCAACAUCAAACCACGAGACGAUGCUCAAAACGACUUUAUGAUGACAAUUCUACUUCGGAUGGACGACAAAAUGAAUCGUCAAUUAACGUGUUCCAUAACAGAGGCGGACACUGCGUUGUCUCUCUCCCAAGAGUUAGUGCACUUCGGCUUCAUCAACGAAUCGGACAAAGAUAAGAUAUACGUGAUCAUUGAAGAGACACUAUCCGAAGGUCCUCACUACAAGGAAGACGACGAUCCAUCAUUAAUACCGGUGGACGUGGAAUCAUCGCCGCCGUUGCAGAAACGAUCGUCAGUAGUUGCUACCCCAUCAUCAUCGUCCAGGCCCAGCGUCAUACGGUCGCCAGUAAAACGCGACGGCAGUUAAUGAUAGCUACGUGGCCAACGCGAGUUGGUCACUCGGUUUCGUCCAACCCAUUGCCCGUCGACGACAACCCCGCGGCAACGGACCGCGUACCGUUUAUAUUCGCUUCUUCCAAGUUUAAAAAGUAUAAAAAACACAUUACAGUGCGUCAUCGUUACGAUAACGUCGACUAUAUUUCCUUCUACCGGUCAUCUACGUCAAUUCAAAUCAAAUAAAACGUAUGAAAAACAAAAGCGAAUUCAAUAAAAACGACCUCUUCUUACAUAUUAUACGUCAUACU
Molecule: messenger RNA, 2724 nt
Organism: Melanaphis sacchari
Lineage: Eukaryota; Metazoa; Arthropoda; Insecta; Hemiptera; Aphididae
Gene: Madm
Product: nuclear receptor-binding protein homolog
Exons: 10
Coding region: 777-2447 (556 amino acids)
Biological process (GO): protein phosphorylation; endoplasmic reticulum to Golgi vesicle-mediated transport; intracellular signal transduction
Cellular component (GO): cytoplasm; endomembrane system
Molecular function (GO): protein serine/threonine kinase activity; ATP binding
Source: RefSeq, a predicted model, not a curated record